AUGACUUUCUCCUUCUUUUUGCUGCCUCUGGUGUUGAUCCUCUCUGCACCUUCCACCCCAGGCUCACCCUGGAGCUGCCCUUCUGAGUGUGUUUGUAGGCAGGAUGGGCAGGUCAACUGCUCUGGGAGAGAGCUGCACUCUGUGCCUAGGAUUCUGGAUCCGGGUGCCCAAGUUCUUCUCUUGGGCCACAACCAUAUGGACUUCUUGCCCCCAGGAGCCUUCAUCCUUCUACCCGGGCUGCUCUCACUGGACCUUCAGUGCAAUGGAUUACAGAGAAUCCAUGUGCAUGCCUUCUGGGGCCUGGGGGUCCUGAAGUCCCUAGAUCUAAGUGCCAAUGCUCUCCAGGCCCUGGAACCUGGCACCUUCUGGCCACUUCGGGCACUGCACACCCUGUCUCUGGCAGGGAACCGGCUGAUGUGUCUGGAGCCCGCAUGGCUGGGUCCCUUGCUGCUGCUGCAGAACCUGAGCCUGCAGGAUAAUCUGCUCUCUAGCAUGGGCUCUGGGGUCCUGGACAGGCUGCCUUCCCUGCGUGUACUGAACCUCCAUGGGAACCCUUGGGUGUGCGACUGCAGCAUUUCCUCCCUCUGCCGCUGGCUUCGUAGCCAUAAACAUCAGGUCCCAGGAGCAGAGUCCUUGCUGUGUGUGUCCCCAGACCGACUGACCCUCAGGCCAAUGGCUGCCAUCACAGAAGCCUCAUUCCAUUAUUGUACGCAACCGCUGACCCCUUGGGAUAUGGUGGUCAUCACUAUGCUUGGGCCACUCUCAUUUCUCGCCAGUCUAGCUGGCUGCUUCAUCUUUGGUUCCUUGGUCACUGCCUUCCAGGCUCAACGUAAAAACCGAAGUGUUCACUGCCAUCGGGUGAAGAGACCCAUCCCCCAGACCCUUGGCCUGGCUGACGCAUCAGAGAACUCAACCACUAACUUCCCAACCCCAUCCUGCUCUCUGUGA
Trichosurus vulpecula (common brushtail) is the source of this 948-nucleotide messenger RNA. It is a transcript of the gene LRRC26, whose product is annotated as leucine rich repeat containing 26. Gene Ontology annotation, molecular function: voltage-gated potassium channel activity; potassium channel activator activity; transmembrane transporter binding. The transcript is spliced from 2 exons. Lineage: Eukaryota; Metazoa; Chordata; Mammalia; Diprotodontia; Phalangeridae. Gene Ontology annotation, cellular component: voltage-gated potassium channel complex. The record is from RefSeq and is a predicted model, not a curated record. The coding region runs from base 1 to 948 and encodes 315 amino acids.